Molecule: messenger RNA, 1650 nt
Organism: Echinops telfairi (small Madagascar hedgehog)
Lineage: Eukaryota; Metazoa; Chordata; Mammalia; Afrosoricida; Tenrecidae
Product: vascular non-inflammatory molecule 3
Exons: 7
Coding region: 38-1549 (503 amino acids)
Molecular function (GO): hydrolase activity, acting on carbon-nitrogen (but not peptide) bonds, in linear amides
Source: RefSeq, a predicted model, not a curated record
UGGAAUUUGUUUCUUAACUGAUCACUAAGUUUCAGCUAUGAUCGGACCACGUUUUCCAAACUAUGGGUCACUUUUUGCCCUCUGGAGUGUUGUCUGGAGUGUUAGUGCUCUGGACACGUUCAUUGCUGCAGUGUAUGAGCAUGCCGUUAUCUUGCCAAACAGAACAGAAACACCGGUAUCGAAAGAAGAUGCUUUGCUCCUAAUGAACAAGAACAUAGAUGUCUUGGAGAAUGCAGUACAGCUGGCAGCUAAGCAGGGCGCACAUAUUAUUGUGACCCCAGAGGAUGGCAUUUAUGGCUGGGUUUUCACCAGGGAGACCAUUUACCCCUACCUGGAGGAUAUACCAGACCCGGAAGUGAACUGGAUCCCCUGCAGAGACCCCCAAAGGUUUGGUCACACCCCAGUGCAAGAAAGGCUCAGCUGUCUAGCCAAGGACAACUCCAUCUACAUUGUGGCAAACAUUGGGGACAAGAAGCCAUGCAAUGCCCAUGACCCUCAGUGCCCUGCUGAUGGCCAUUACCAGCACAACACGAAUGUGGUGUUUGAUUCUGAGGGUAAACUGGUGGCGCGCUACCACAAGUACAACCUUUUUGCACCUGAAAUUCAGUUUGAUUUCCCUAAGGAUUCCGAAUUGGUGGCCUUUGAGACUCCCUUUGGGAAGUUUGGUCUUUUCACUUGCUUUGAUAUUUUUUCUCAUGAUCCGGCUGUGGUUGUGGUGGAUGACCUUGGAGUGGACAGCGUCCUCUACCCUGCGGCCUGGUACAACACUCUGCCCCUCCUCUCAGCAGUUCCUUUCCACUCGGCCUGGGCCAGAGCCAUGAGAGUCAACCUCCUGGCUGCAAACACCCAUAACACCAGCAUGCACAUGACAGGGAGUGGAAUCUAUGCACCGGAAGCAGUCAGGGUGUUCCACUACGACAUGGAAACGGAGAGUGGGCAGCUGCUGCUCGCCGAACUGCGUGCCCGGCCUCGCCUUGAACCCACCUUCCCUGCCUCUGUUGACUGGAGUGCUUAUGCCCAAAGUGUCAAGCUGUCCUCUUGUGAACAGUCAAAUUUUCCUGGAAUGAUUUAUUUUGACAAGUUCACGUUCACGGAGCUUAAGAAAGACACAGGAAAUUACACCGUCUGCCAGAAAGACCUGUGCUGCCACUUAACCUACAGGAUGUCUGAGAAGCGAAUGGACGAAGCAUAUGCACUUGGCGUUUUUGAUGGACUGCACACAGUAGAAGGCCAAUAUUACUUACAGAUAUGCACAUUACUGAAGUGCCAGACCACUGAUCUCAAAACUUGUGGGGAGCCAGUGGGGUCCGCCUUUACCAAGUUUGAAGAAUUCUCCCUCAGCGGCACCUUUGGAACGAGCUAUGUUUUCCCCCAGAUGGCUCUAAGUGGGAGCCAACUGGCCUCUGAGCGACAUUAUGAGGUUUCAAGAGAUGGCCGUCUGAGGAGCCGAAGCGGAGCCUCUUUGCCUGUUCUUGUUUCGGCUCUGUAUGGAAGAGUGUUUGAGAAAGACCCUCCCCGCUUAGGACAAGGGCCUGGGAAGUUACAAUGAUCUCCUUUACCUUUUCAGAAUUAACCUGGCACAGACUGGGAGAAAUAAAAGAGAGCCCUUAACAGAACGGAUUAUUCAGAUCAGACGUCAGAGAUUUAUUA